AUGCGUGUCAGCGUACUUCUUCCACAGUUCUUCUUGCCUCCAUCUGCUAUUAAGCUGGGACGUUUCGUCACCAAUAUUGACGAGCCUCACCGAGAUUACCUUGAUCCGAUACCAGGGGAAAGUCUCAGUGUUAUCGAAAAAGUUGAAACGCAGUACGACAGUGCCGACUCUCUUGGGGGUCCGACCCGUACGAAUGCCUCGAUUCACAUCAAUACGGAACAAGUGAAGACCUAUUACCUGGAUAAUAAUGGGCAGUGGUUCCGGGAUACUGUGAAAUCAGAAGAUGUCCGCAAGUGGAUUGAGCGUACUAUCGAUGAGGGAGAGGAUAUAUAUGUUGUGAUCGGUUACCAUACUGUCUUAGAUGCUCGUAUUGCCGAGCAGUCACGAGGACAGAAACUUCUAGAUGGAAAUCUGGCUGUGCCGGUUUCGAGCGAGCAGAUUAUCGCUGUACAAUAUCGCAAGGUUCGAUUUCGGUUUCUGUCAAGCAAAAGCGUUGACAAUGCAACGCUAGCUAAAGAGGCGAGAUGGGAGAGACAUGACCGUCCUCGUUACCUUCAAAGCGAUAUGGAAGAUAUGGUAGAGGUCGCAUUGGAUGAUGACCUGUCACUUGGAGGUGACCGUGACAAGUGUAUAGCAGGAUCGGAGGAAAUUGUAUUUUCGAAUGUUGGCAUUGAUUAA
Messenger RNA from Penicillium riverlandense, 678 nucleotides. RefSeq lists its product as uncharacterized. Lineage: Eukaryota; Fungi; Ascomycota; Eurotiomycetes; Eurotiales; Aspergillaceae. The record is from RefSeq and is a predicted model, not a curated record. The coding region runs from base 1 to 678 and encodes 225 amino acids. The transcript has 3 exons.